Molecule: messenger RNA, 1687 nt
Organism: Coffea eugenioides
Lineage: Eukaryota; Viridiplantae; Streptophyta; Magnoliopsida; Gentianales; Rubiaceae
Product: adenylyl-sulfate kinase 3
Exons: 7
Coding region: 524-1483 (319 amino acids)
Biological process (GO): sulfate assimilation
Molecular function (GO): ATP binding; adenylylsulfate kinase activity
Source: RefSeq, a predicted model, not a curated record
UGUACGAUGACGGUAUUAUCUCCAAAUAUGACCCAACAGAAUGGUGAUCCUCGUCACUCCCUACCACUCGCCUUCCCCCCCUCACCACUAACCCAUGGCGGAUCCAACCCAUUUCGCAAUUUCAGGGAGCCACAAAAUACAUCAGAACCCACCAUUCUGUCUAAAUUCCAAAAUGCGCAUCCUUUCACGAUUCAUCUUUCUCCCCUGACCUCCACCCUUCCUAGAAAAUACACCUUGUAAUUUGUAUAAUAGGAGUUGCAUUCCUUUUUCCCCCUCAUGCAUAUUAGUAAUUGAAGAAUUGAGCAUCUUUUUUUUUUUUUAAUUUAUAGUCAACCCAGAUGAACUUUUUAUUUUUUAUUUUUCAAAUUUAGCUGCAUUUCAAUCCGGAAUUUAGCAGCAUUGCCCGUUACAAGGAAGAGUUUUUCUAUCUCUGCUCCUCUUUUUAUUUUUUUUUUCUUAAAAAAAAUUGUUGUUGUCAAUUUGCGUUGAAGAAUUAUUGGCCGUUGGAUUGACGUUAGUAGAAAUGAUUGGGGUUACCAAUAAGUCGUUGAUUCUCCUGGGCUGUCCUGAGUUGGACUUUGGGAAAUCGACAUCGUCAUCGUCCAGGAAGUUAGGGUUCCCUAAGCAACGGGUACCGGUUAGCUUUGAUUUCUGUGGAAUUAAUAAAGGCUUGAGUGGUAGUCCCCCAGUGAGAUCGAGCUUUCUGGCGCCACUUAAGGCAAUGGACGGCUCCAGAACGUCGUCGACGGCGUCUUCGUCCUACCUCAAUGACAAAGUUGCCAACUUUCCCGAAAUUCACCUUUCUGGUUGCAAUUCCGACGAUAACGUCACAGUAAAUGAUUGUAAAGAUGUGUUGAAAACGUCUACAGUGGGGAAUUCAACGAAUAUAGUUUGGCACAAAUGUUCUGUGGAAAAAAGUGACAGGCAGGAGUUGCUUGGGCAAAAAGGUUGUGUCAUAUGGAUUACCGGUCUAAGCGGUUCAGGAAAGAGCACCUUGGCAUGUGCUUUAUGCAGAGGGUUGCAUGCCAGGGGAAAGCUUACCUACAUACUUGAUGGUGAUAACGUUCGGCAUGGUCUCAAUCGUGAUCUUAGCUUUAAAGCAGAAGAUCGAGCAGAGAACAUUAGAAGGAUCGGUGAAGUUGCAAAGCUCUUUGCUGAUGCUGGAGUUAUUUGCAUCGCCAGUUUGAUAUCUCCCUACAGAAAGGACCGAGAUGCCUGUCGCGCUUUGCUGCCAGAUGGGGCUUUCAUUGAGGUCUUCAUGGAUGUGCCUCUGCAAGUUUGUGAGGCAAGGGACCCUAAGGGCUUGUACAAACUUGCACGAGCUGGAAAAAUUAAAGGCUUCACAGGGAUUGAUGACCCAUACGAGCCGCCACUUAAUUCAGAGAUAGCGUUACACCAGAAGGUUGGGCUAUGUGAUUCUCCACAUGAUUUGGCUGAAACAGUGAUCUCAUACUUGGAGGAAAAAGGAUACCUGGAGCCAUAAUUUGCAUAUGCCUGCCUCUUCAAUGGACAUUGAGGCACCGACUGCUGUACAUUUCAAAAUAAUAAUAAGCUUCAUGUAAAGGAAACUGCUCGUUUCCUUUGUGCACAAUUUGUCAUGUAUCCUGUAAAUUUAUUACUUCCAUUGAUUUGAAUGUAAACCGUUCGUAGACUCUUUUUUUAAAAGAAUGUAUUGCGACUUUUAGUA